This is a messenger RNA of Racocetra fulgida, 306 nucleotides long. NCBI's taxonomy places the organism in Eukaryota, Fungi, Glomeromycota, Glomeromycetes, Diversisporales, Gigasporaceae. The record is from the annotation of a GenBank genome assembly.
AUGGAACACCAAUUGUCUCGUCCCCCCUUGUUAAAGAUGUAGAAGAAAGCUUACUUGUUGAUCCAGAUAAUGAAUUGGCUGCUGAGGAGCUUCAACAAACGCUAGAUAUGUUGUAUAUUCGUAACCCAAUGUCAAUUGAAGAUUUGUUGGAUUUUGAGGAAGAAAGAAUAGAUAUACAUCAACAAUUUAGUGCUACAGAAAUAGAACAAGUAGAAAAUGAAAUCAUGAUACAACCUUUAACCGGAAAGGAACAGUUGGAUAUUCUGCACAAUGCUCUGAGAAUUGUUGAUGAGAGAAUUGAUGAUG